ACGUCAAAAAACGUCUCUCAAAAACGGCAGCAGAAUUCGGCAAGAAAGGCGAAAAAACACAAAAGUUAAAAAUUAUAGUGUAGUUAUAAUAUUUCCAGUGUUUUUUCUUUCAUAUUAGGUUACCCUUUCAACGUCAAUACCGCUAAAGCUAGUACGGCUCUAUAACCUAGUGUAUUUGUUAUGCCCUUCCUUGACCCGUUGCCGAAAUAUUAAAAAAUGUUAUCCAAACACAGGAUUUUAUCCAAAUUAAAGGCGAGAGCAAGUUUUCAUUAUAAUGUUUUCUCAACAAAAUCUCAGGUGGGAAAGAUAGACAUCCCAUUUUCAAAUGAAACUUCACUAAAGCUAUCAACCGGUCAAUAUGCUCGCUUCGCCGACGGUUCGUGUGUGGCUACGCUUGGGAACACCAGUGUGCUGGCAACAGUGGUGUCCCGAGCUAAGCAGAGCAGCAGUUCGUUCCUGCCGCUGGUUGUGGACUAUAGACAGAAAGCGGCCGCUGCUGGACGGAUACCUACUAACUUUUUAAGGAGAGAACUAGGUCCCACAGAACGCGAAAUCCUCACUUCCCGCCUAAUAGACCGCUCACUGCGGCCGCUCUUCCCACACAACUACUUCUACGACACACAAAUCGUCUGCAACAUGCUGGCGGUGGACGCUACCAAUCCUCCGGAGACAGUUGCCAUCAAUGCUGCUAGUGCUGCUUUGGCGUUGUCUGAUGUGCCGUGGAAUGGACCUAUUGGGGCUGUUAGACUAGGCCUAAUAGACAACGAGGUAAUAAUCAACCCGACCCGCAAGGAUCUACAGACGUCCCAACUCAACUUGGUAGUAGCCGCAACUGCACAGAACCUGGUCGUGAUGCUGGAGGGCAGCGCCAAUGAUAUCCUGCAGCAGGAUCUACUCAAAGCCAUCAAAAUAGGUACCAAAGAAUCAAUGCACAUAGUCCGCGGCAUAGAAAAACUACAGAAAGAGCACGGCAAGACGAAGAGAGAGUACGACACACAGGUACCGAUACCGCAGGACGUUAUCGACGCUGUCAAGACGCUCUCGACUAUGAAGAUACGGGAGAUUCUAAGUGACUUCUCUCACGACAAGACAUCCCGCGACAUAGCCAUAUCUGACCUUAGACAAACAGUAAUCGACCAGCUAAGAGAAGAAGGUGACCCAAGUCAGCUGCAGGAGUGUUUCAACAGUCAUCUCCGGCAGACAUUCAGAGACAUGAUCUUCGAGACGGACACAAGGUGUGAUGGCAGACGGUUGGAUGAACUCCGGAAGAUCAGUUGCCAGGUGGGUCUUUACGAGCCUCUUCACGGCAGCGCGGUAUUCCAGCGCGGGCAAACCCAAGUGCUAUGUACAGUGGCCUUCGACUCUCCGGAAAGCGCGCUUAAGAUGGACACACUCACUAUGCUUACUAGUGGUAUAAAAGAGAAAAGUUUUUUCCUUCACUACGAGUUUCCGUCGUACGCGACUGGUGAAGUGGGUCGUACUGGAGCCCCCGGGCGCCGCGAGGCCGGACACGGGGCGUUAGCGGAGCGCGGGCUGCUGCCCGUCGUGCCGCCGCAGCCCUACGCUGUGAGGCUUACUGCUGAAGUGUUGGAGUCCAAUGGUUCAAGCUCAAUGGCGUCAGUAUGCGGAGGAUCCCUCGCGCUGCUAGACGCGGGCGUGCCUCUGACGAGCCCCGCGGCCGGAGUCGCCAUAGGACUGGUGUCCCGCGCUGAUGACAAAUCACAUAUAGCCGACUACAGGAUACUGACGGACUUGUUAGGCAUAGAAGACUACAUGGGUGACAUGGACUUCAAAGUCGCAGGCACCAGUAAGGGCAUAACUGCACUGCAAGCCGACGUGAAGCUGCCCGGUCUGCCGCUCAAAAUUGUUAUGGAGUCAGUUCAGAGGGCCUGUGAUGCGAAGAGUUCUAUCAUUGGUAUCAUGAACCAGUGUAUUAGUCAGCCUAGGCAAGGGAGAAAGGAGAACAUGCCCGUUAUGGAAGAGUUGGAAGUGGAAGUGCACAAACGAGCGAAGCUGCUCGGUCUUGGCGGCGGCAACCUGAAGAAGCUUUACGUCGAAACCGGGGUGCAGAUUACCCCAAUAGAUGAAACAAAAUACAGCGUGUUCGCGCCAUCACAAGCAGCGAUGGACGAAGCCAGAGCCCGGAUAGAUUCGUGGCUCAGCGCAGAAAGGACGCCAGAAUUGGAGUUCGGCGCUAUUUAUAAGGCCAAGGUCGUCGAGGUCAAGGAUAUCGGGGUUCUGGUGACCUUGUACCCUGGAAUGUCACCGGCGUUGGUGCACAACUCGCAAUUGGAUCAUAGAAAGAUAAUGCACCCGUCCGUCCUGGGGCUGGACGUGGGGUCGGAGAUCCAGGUGAAGUACUUCGGCCGCGACCCCGUGUCGGGGCAGGCGCGACUCUCCAGGAAGGUGCUCACGUCGCCGCCGCCCGCCCGAGUCAGGAAACUCGACAAGAGCUAGUGGACUAGUGCAGUGGAGCAGAGAUCAACUGUGCAGUCAUUCGAAAGUGUGUGUGUAUCGGGAAGCGAGCGAGAACUGUAGGGAGUGCGGGCGGGGCCGGAUUAAGGAUAGGGCGAGUGGAGCGGCCGCUCUAGACGCCGAAUGGUGGUAAAGGGGCGACAAAAUCAUAAACGUGGGAUAAUCCAUAUAAGUAAAUCAAAAAUCA
Molecule: messenger RNA, 2662 nt
Organism: Leguminivora glycinivorella
Lineage: Eukaryota; Metazoa; Arthropoda; Insecta; Lepidoptera; Tortricidae
Gene: PNPase
Product: polyribonucleotide nucleotidyltransferase 1, mitochondrial
Exons: 13
Coding region: 217-2457 (746 amino acids)
Biological process (GO): mitochondrial mRNA catabolic process; mitochondrial RNA 3'-end processing
Cellular component (GO): mitochondrion; cytosol
Molecular function (GO): polyribonucleotide nucleotidyltransferase activity; 3'-5'-RNA exonuclease activity; RNA binding
Source: RefSeq, a predicted model, not a curated record